Molecule: messenger RNA, 948 nt
Organism: Bipolaris oryzae ATCC 44560
Lineage: Eukaryota; Fungi; Ascomycota; Dothideomycetes; Pleosporales; Pleosporaceae
Exons: 4
Coding region: 1-948 (315 amino acids)
Cellular component (GO): cytoplasm
Molecular function (GO): 2-oxoglutarate-dependent dioxygenase activity
Source: RefSeq, a predicted model, not a curated record
AUGGACUUAACUCCUAUUCUUGGGACAGAGUUUGUCGACGCAAGAUUGGCUCAAUGGAUGUCAGCUCCAAAUGCCGAUGCCAUGUUACGCGAUCUCGCUAUCAAGAUAUCUGAGAGAGGUGUCGUAUUUUUCCGCGGCCAAGACGAUUUGACAAAUGAAAUGCAAAAGCAACUUAUGCAACGACUGGGCGAACUGUCUGGCAAACCGAGAACAUCAAGCCUGCAUGUACAUCCAGUAAUAAGCUCAGAGAGGACGCUGGCAGAUGAUUUGGAGAUCAGUGUCAUCAGUACAGAGUUGGGCUCUGGAAGGCAGAUGGCUGCCGUAAAUCCUGGGCAGUGGCAUACCGAAAUUGCUUUUGAACUGGUUCCAGCAGACUAUACUUCAUUACGCCUUACAAAGCUUCCAAAAACAGAUACAAUGUGGGCUUCAGGCUAUGAGAUAUAUGAUAGGAUUUCCCACCCAUAUCGUCGGUUCCUCGAAGGACUAACAGCUACAUUUGCGCUGCCCAGUAUAAAUACAGCGACGCAGCGCCUUGGAAGUUCAUUGUAUGACGGGGCACGUGGGUCUCCCGACAACGUCGGAGCAGAUCUGAAAGCUGUUCACCCUGUUGUGCGGACAAACCCCGUGACGGGAUGGAAGAGCAUUUACCCAAUCGGGCUACAUGUCUCACAUAUCAAUGGCGUCACACCAGAAGAGAGCCAAAACCUGUGUGAGUGGCUUUUGCAGAUGAUCUAUCGCAACCACGACCUUCAAGUUAGGUUCAAAUGGCAGAAUAAGAAUGAUAUUGCGAUCUGGGACAAUCGUAGUGUUUUUCAUGCAGCCACAUUUGAUUUUGAAGGGUUAGGAGAGCGCCUGGGUGAUCGUGCUGUGGGAGUGGGCGAAAGACCUUUCUUUGACCCUAACAGCACUUCGAGACGAGAAUCCCUUAAUUUGCCAAGCUACGUGUGA